GCCUGCGCAGAUUCAGAAAGCGCAGGUGAACUGAAGGAUGGCGGGCACCGGUUUGGUGGCUGGAGAGGCUGUGGUGGAUGCGCUGCCGUAUUUUGACCAAGGUUAUGAAGCGCCUGGAGUGCGGGAAGCGGCUGCGGCACUGGUGGAGGAGGAAACUCGCAGAUACCGACCUACUAAGAACUACCUGAGCUACCUGACAGCCCCGGAUUAUUCUGCUUUUGAGACAGACAUAAUGAGAAAUGAAUUUGAAAGACUGGCUGCUCGACAACCAAUUGAAUUGCUCAGUAUGAAACGAUAUGAACUUCCAGCCCCUUCCUCGGGUCAGAAAAAUGACAUUACUGCAUGGCAAGAAUGUGUAAACAAUUCUAUGGCCCAGUUAGAGCAUCAAGCGGUUCGAAUUGAGAAUCUAGAACUAAUGUCACAGCAUGGAUGCAAUGCCUGGAAAGUAUAUAAUGAAAAUCUAGUGCAUAUGAUUGAACAUGCACAGAAAGAGCUCCAGAAGUUAAGGAAACAUAUUCAAGAUUUAAACUGGCAGCGAAAGAACAUGCAACUCACAGCUGGAUCUAAAUUAAGAGAAAUGGAGUCAAAUUGGGUAUCCCUGGUCAGUAAGAAUUAUGAGAUUGAAAGGACUAUUGUACAAUUAGAAAAUGAAGUCUUUCAAAUGAAGCAGCAACUUGGAGAGGCCAACAAAGAAAACAUCCGACAAGACUUCUGAAAAGACAUUAAAUUGGUGGAUCGGAAGGCAGGCAGGUUGGGCUUUCACAGAAGAUCAGGCACUGCUCUGUGAAGGUCAGCAGCAUCUUACAGAAAUCAUCAGUUGUGUUUAGAAACCAUAAAAAGUGGACUGUGAUCUUCUAUUUGUACAUUAGCAAAAUAAAAAGUUUCAGCGUGGUAUUUUUUUACCAUAAAAAAAAAAUCUUCAGACUUUCAAAAUAAGUAUGACUUUAGAAUAUGUCAUAGAAUUCAUUUUGAGCCACUUGGACCAUAUUUUAUAUCCAACAGAUCUUUAAUGAAAGUUUUCAACAUAUACAAGAAGGUGGAGACUUUCAGUUUAUAUAUUUUUCAAAUAAAGAGAUAGUUCUAUACAAAUUCUUGAUUCAAACAAGACUUAAGAAAUACAGUGGUGCCCUGGCCAGUGUGGCUCAGGUGGUUGAGUGUCGUCCUGUGCACCAAAGGCUCGCUGGUUCCGUUCCCAGUCAGGGCCCGUGACUAGGUUGCAGCUUCGGUCCCAGGUCGGGAUACAUAUGGGAGGCAGCCAAUUGAUGUUUCUGUCUCUCUCCCUCUCCUUCCCUCUCUCAAAUCAAUAAAAACAUUUUAAAGAAAAGA
Eptesicus fuscus (big brown bat) is the source of this 1326-nucleotide messenger RNA. RefSeq names its product BCAS2 pre-mRNA processing factor (gene BCAS2). Gene Ontology annotation, cellular component: catalytic step 2 spliceosome; precatalytic spliceosome; Prp19 complex. NCBI's taxonomy places the organism in Eukaryota, Metazoa, Chordata, Mammalia, Chiroptera, Vespertilionidae. Gene Ontology annotation, biological process: mRNA processing. The record is from RefSeq and is a predicted model, not a curated record. The transcript is spliced from 7 exons. The coding region runs from base 38 to 715 and encodes 225 amino acids.